UUUUAUUAAUUUACUCGUUUUCUGCAGGAUGGUGUUACUGGUGCGAGGCGUGGUUCAGGACGAACCCCCGCCGGACACGAGGACGCUGUACCUCAACCACCCGGUACUCAGAGAUUCCGCAUCGCAACUGCUCACCAUCUCUACAAAAGUCGUCGGGCCCAUAGGGCUCCUUUACGUGUGCCAACGGGAGAUGGCAGUGACCGUACCUCAUGACAAAAACGUUUCGAUCAUUGGUUCCGACGACGUUACCACUUGCAUCAUUCUCGUACUCCGACAUACCGGUUCUGGUGCUGUAGGUUUUGCUCAUCUAGACGGUUCGUGUACCGAGGAAUGUGUGGUGAACAUGGUGCAUAGAAUCCAAGAGCUGUCCAUGGGCUUCCCGGACGGUCGGCUGGAAAUGUCUCUGAUUGGCGGAUUCACUCACGUGUUGCGUUAUGGCGAACAAGUGUUUUAUAGUCUGAUGGUUGCUGUUCACAAACAUCAAACUGAAAUCGAACUUGUGCUCGCGUGUGUUGGAGAACUCAACACCAUUAUGCGGAACAACGUCCAUUGGCCGUUGCUUUACGGAGCGGGAGUUAUGGUCAAGAGCGGUGAAGUGUUUCCGGCCAAUUUUCCUGACAAAGGGCCUGAACAACCUUUGAGGCUAGCUCGGCUGUUCACAGGCCUGCAACCGGUGUUGGACGUGUAUGACUGCAGCUUGGGUCUCUUGAGAAUCGGACCGUUCAACUAUGAGCCUAUGCGCAGUGUCGACUUGUGGCUCCAGCAAUCCGACGAAUUCAUUCUACAAGCUUUGUCGACUACGCCCGACGUAGAACCACCGCACACAGUCAUGGCCGUAAGAAUCAAAUUACACGUUAAUAAUUGUAUACUGUAUCCUCCGUAUUCGGAAGUUCAAAGCUCGAUAGUUGAUGUGUAUUAAUAAUAAUUUAAUAUU
Acyrthosiphon pisum (pea aphid) is the source of this 934-nucleotide messenger RNA. RefSeq names its product protein N-terminal asparagine amidohydrolase-like. Lineage: Eukaryota; Metazoa; Arthropoda; Insecta; Hemiptera; Aphididae. Gene Ontology annotation, cellular component: nucleus. The record is from RefSeq and is a predicted model, not a curated record. Gene Ontology annotation, biological process: ubiquitin-dependent protein catabolic process. The coding region runs from base 29 to 919 and encodes 296 amino acids. Gene Ontology annotation, molecular function: protein-N-terminal asparagine amidohydrolase activity. The transcript has 6 exons.